CGGACCAGCCGCCCUGCACGCUGCGCCCGGCGCCCUGGACCUGAUCCUGUGAAUCUGCGCUUUCUGUGCGAGAGACUUGGCUAGCCGCUGCCUCCCUCCCUACCUCUGGGUGACACCAGGUUUGGGGGAAUUUUUGACCAAGCGAAAGUGGGAGUCGCUGGCGUCCUGGCCAUGAACACAGCCUCGCGUUCUUCUCAGCCUGGGAAACACCUUCUGCCUCUGUAACUCGUCCCUGCCGCAAGCCAGACAGGACUGGCACCCGCGCCGCUGGGCAACCGCCACCCUUGUGGCUUCUCUUUGAGUCCUCUCUUUUUGUUCCUGCUCCGUGGUUUACCUGGUGGUGCUUGAGUUUGGGGUGAGAAUUUAUUAUUAUUUUUUUGCUUUGAGGUGUGAAUGUGAGGGUUUGAUGACUUUUAGAUGUCUAGGAACAAGAUCGGGUGCAGGGGCCCCAGGCAGGGCUGAUUCUUGGGUGGAGGAGGGUAGGGUAAGGGGUUCUGCAUGAGCUCCUUAAAGGACAAAGGUAACAGAGCCAGCGACAGAGCUCCAGGGGAGACUUUGACUUCAAGCCACAGAAUUGGUGGAAGUGUGCGCGCCGCCGCAGGCGCCGUCGCUCCUGCAGCGCUGUCGACCUAGCCGCUAGCGUCUUCCCGAGCACCGGGAUCCCGGGGUAGGAGGCGACGCGGGCGAGCACCAGCGCCAGCCGGCUGCGGCUGCCCACACGGCUCACCAUGGGCUCCCGGCGCCGGGCGCUGUCCGCGGUGCCGGCCGUGCUGCUGGUCCUCACGCUGCCGGGGCUGCCCGUCUGGGCACAGAACGACACGGAGCCCAUCGUGCUGGAAGGCAAGUGUCUGGUGGUGUGCGACUCGAACCCGGCCACGGACUCCAAAGGCUCCUCUUCCUCCCCGCUGGGGAUAUCGGUCCGGGCGGCCAACUCCAAGGUCGCCUUCUCAGCGGUGCGGAGCACCAACCACGAGCCAUCCGAGAUGAGCAACAAGACGCGCAUCAUUUACUUCGAUCAGAUCCUGGUGAAUGUGGGUAAUUUUUUCACGUUGGAGUCUGUCUUUGUAGCACCAAGAAAAGGAAUUUACAGUUUCAGUUUUCACGUGAUUAAAGUCUACCAGAGCCAAACUAUCCAGGUUAACUUGAUGUUAAAUGGAAAACCAGUAAUAUCUGCCUUUGCGGGGGACAAAGAUGUUACUCGUGAAGCUGCCACUAAUGGUGUCCUACUCUACUUAGAUAAAGAGGAUAAGGUUUACCUAAAACUGGAGAAAGGUAAUUUGGUUGGAGGCUGGCAGUACUCCACAUUUUCUGGCUUUCUGGUGUUCCCCCUAUAGGAUUCAAUUUCUCCGUGGUGUUUAUCCAGGUAAGGGAUGACCCACUCCUGAGUUACUGGAAGAUCAUUUUUUCAUCAUUGGAUUGAUGUCUUUUAUUGGUUUCUCAUGGGUGGAUACGGAUUCUAAGGAUUCUGGGCCUGUCUGAACCAAUACAAAAUUUCACAGAUUAUUUGUGUGUGUCUGUUUCAGUAUAUUUGGAUUGGGACUCUAAGCAGAUAAUACCUAUGCUUAAAUGUAACAGUCAAAAGCUGUCUGCAAGAUUUAUUCUGAAUUUCAUUUCCCGGGAUUACUGAAUUCGUUACAGAUGUGGAAUUUUAUUUGUUUAGUUUUAAAAGACUGGCAACUGGGUCUAAGCAUUAGAAAACUCUAAAGUUCUGACUUCAAUCAACGGUUAGUGUGAUACUGCCAAAGAACUGUAUACUGUGUAUUGAUUAUAUUUGUUUUUAUUCCUUUGGAAUUAGUUUGUUUGGUUCUUGUAAAAAACUGGGAAUUUUUUUUUCAGUAACUGGCAUUAUGUGUUCUCUUAAAAUAAGGUAAUGAAUAGCUUGCCCACAAAUUUACCUUGACAAUGAUAUCAUCAACAUGACUUAUCUCAAAAAAAAAAAGAAUGCUUCAUAGUUGUAUUUUAAUUGUAUAUGUGAAAGAGUCAUAUUUUCCAAAUUAUAUUUUCUAAGAGGAAGAAUAGAUCAUAAAUCUGACAAGGAAAAAGUUGCUUACCCGAAAUCUAAGUGCUCAAUCCCCGAGCCUCGGCAAAACAGCUCCCCUCCGAGGGAAAUCUUAUACUUUAUUGCUCAACUUUAAUUAAAAUGAUUGAUAAUAACCACUUUAUUAAAAACCUAAGGUUUUUUUUUCCUUAGACAUGACCACUUUAUUAACUGGUGGUGGGAUGCUGUUGUUUCUAAUUAUAUCUAUUUUUCAAACCUUCUGUUGUAUUUGGAGUAUCAUCUGGUUUUGCCUUAACUCUUUAAAUUGUAUAUAUUUAUCUGUUUAGCUAAUAUUAAAUUCAAAUAUCCCAUAUCUAAAUUUAGUGCAAUAUCUUAUUUUGUCUUUUGUAUAGGUCAUAUGAAUUCAUAAAAUUAUUUAUGUCUGUUAUAGAAUAAAGAUUAAUAUAUGUUAGUUGAAUUGUUUUUUUUCUUUCUGUUUUGGAAGUAUGUAUUCUACAUGAUUUAUUUCCUCUUACUUUGUCUCUUCCUAACCCUU
Molecule: messenger RNA, 2534 nt
Organism: Macaca mulatta (Rhesus monkey)
Lineage: Eukaryota; Metazoa; Chordata; Mammalia; Primates; Cercopithecidae
Gene: CBLN4
Product: cerebellin 4 precursor
Cellular component (GO): synapse
Molecular function (GO): protein binding
Source: RefSeq, marked provisional